GUGACUAUUUUCACCAGAGUGCAAAUAGACACUCCGUAUCUUAUAACGAAUCGGUCUAUUCUGGCUUAUCAGGAAAAAAAUAAUAGAAACUGAACAGCGCCGUAUAUGCUCUCCCAAAGAUGGGGAGAAAAAAGAAGACAUUGCACGACUAUGCUGCCGAGUUCAGCGAUCUAGGAGUUAAGAGGCAGCCGAUGGAGCAGCACAACUCCGGAGAAAGGACCGUACUGGAAAUACUGUACUGUAAAUCUUGCGAGAUCCCGGUGAGAGUCCGCAGAGACCGGAUACUCGAGCACCUGGCUUCGGCUAGACAUUUCAGGAACAGACGACUCGCAAAACUGUGGGACCGCAAGCCCAGUCACCUGUCACCAGAAGUGGAGGCCCCACCAGGCUCUCCUGGACAGUCGGACUCCGCGUCUCCUCUGGCCUUGCAGUCCAAGCUCAUCUUGGCUGGGAACUGCUGCUCCUCAUCGAGCCCGGUGUCCCGCUCCUGCCCCCCCUCUCAGUCAGGUUCUGGCGUUUGCGCUGGUGGUAGCCCCAAGAGGAAGGGUGUGGUCACCCCAGCAGUGUCCGCCCCACGGACUUCGGCAUCAGGCACAAGGCCCUGGCUGCUGCCCCCGGAUGUGGCCCGGCCUGCUUUCGGGGGAUGGGAGCCGGGUGGCUUUGGUGCCGGGCUGGCGGUGUUCGGCGCGGGGUCUGGCAGCACGGCCCUGUGCCGCAACCUGCUGGAGGAGAGCCGCUGCCAGCUGUUGUAUGCGGUGAAUGACCAGCGCCGGGAAGUGGAAGAUCUCUUCAGCCAGGAGCGACUGGCCCAUGCCAGGCUGUUGCGCGCCGUCGACGCAGACAUCGCGCUGAGUGACCCGCGGGUUACAGGAGUCAUCGUCUGUUCUCCACCAAACGAGGCCUCUGCGAUUGUCCUUCGUGCCUUACGUGCAGGAAAAGGGGUGUUUUGUGAAAGGCUGCCCAGUUUAGACAGGAACAUCGCCGAGUCUUGUUUCGACGAAGCGGACCGGCGAGGGAGACCGCUCGUGUGCGGCUUUUACAAACGCUUUGACCCAGCCCUGCAGUACUUAUACAAGCGAGUGAACGAGAACGACAGUCUCGGCAGGAUACAGAAGAUCUCAGCUGUGAGCCGCAUGUAUCCUCAGCCUUCUGUCGCCACUAUCAGAUCAUCAGGCGGAAUCUUUCACGGUGCGGCUGUGCAUGACAUCGACAUCAUCUGCUGGAUGCUGGGGGAGCGGAUCCCAGACACCAUCUUCUCGCUGGGCCAUGCGUUCUGUGCAGAGAUGGCUUCCCUCAGUGACGCCGAUGCCAUUUCUGUCAGCAUGAAGUUCCCCAGUGGCGCCAUCGCAUCCCUAGACGUGAGCCAGCACUGCAACAAGAGCUGCGACCAAAGACUUGAAGUGUACGGCUCUGAGGGUUCCCUGCAGAUGGAGAACAGGAAUCCGCUGGGCAUCUCCGAUCACAGCCGUUCGCCAGGGCCCCGCCCCCAGAGCGCCGCCGACCGCUUCCGGGACGCCCACGGGGAACUGCUGCGCCACUUCCUCCGCACGCUUCGAGGACGGGAGGCGCCGUUCUUCACCAAAGAGCAGUACCUGUGGACGGUGCAGGUCGCGGCGGCCGCUGAGCAGGCCUGGAAGAGCGGCUCUGCAGUGGACCUGCGCCACAUGGCCGCCAACAGCACCACCACCAUCAAGACCGAGGCGUGACGCGUCGCCUUCAUGGCACCAUCGGAGUGAUUCGCUUUCACACCGUGUCACCUGGACUGUCGCGCUCCUUGGCUCCCAUUUCUCCUCCCUCUCGCCCUGUUCGACUGUAAACGCUACGUCUCUUAGUAGGUUAAUCAGGUUUAUAAGUGGGGUUAGGUGCAAUACGAGACGGACUGACGGCCUGUCGCAAGUCAUCGUUUCAAAAGCUGAAGCUAAAGAGGGACGAAGGCCCAGAGAUCCAUCCUUUAGAAAUAUAUACCAGCUCCACGCUUUAUCAGUUUAGGAUAUCACGCUGAGCAUAUUGUCGGUUUUUAGAGGAUCACCAGUGAUACUCUACCUGCACUAAGAAUAUAGGGACGGUGUAUGUUUUCCAAAUAAUCAGAUUUAUUUGUUUUUAGAAAAUAGUCAUGAAAACACUCACUGUAGGAGUAGAGUUUGUAGCAGAUUCACACUUGGGUAAUUUAAUUGAAGUCUUAUUAAGGCUCGUCUUCCAAAUGUACUAUUGUAACUGUGAUAUUAUGCUUCAAAGACUUAGUGUUCUGGUGACUGUUCUGGUGCUUUCUCCCUGUGCAUUUGUGACAUAUAUGUACAUAUAAUUACACUUCUUCAGUUUUGUUAUAUUUAGUCCCUUAGUUUGUUUUUCUUGUGAAGAAUUCAUCCGUAUAAAAACAUUGAUCUGAGGUUGUGUUCCUGCCAGAGGGACUCCGUUGGAUUCUGAAGGUAAACAUAUAAACUUAAUGCGGACUGAAUUUCACACACUGUAUUCCAGGUUGGGGGUUAGAAACCAUGUUUCACCAUGAUGGUUUUGCAGUUGCAGGGGAUAUUUGAAGCGAGUCUUAUCCUUCA
Messenger RNA from Paramormyrops kingsleyae, 2552 nucleotides. RefSeq names its product myo-inositol 2-dehydrogenase-like. Gene Ontology annotation, cellular component: cytoplasm. Lineage: Eukaryota; Metazoa; Chordata; Actinopteri; Osteoglossiformes; Mormyridae. The record is from RefSeq and is a predicted model, not a curated record. Gene Ontology annotation, biological process: NADPH regeneration. Gene Ontology annotation, molecular function: nucleotide binding; oxidoreductase activity.